AUGAACGACAAGCUCGUGGAAACUGUCCAUGCGGUCGGAGCUAAGUUCUGCAAGACCCGCCGCAGAAGAACACAAAAACUCUCCGAUCACACUCUUAAUCUCAUGGCUGUUAGACGGGAGAUGAGGCUGCAAUCGUCAACAGAUUUGACAGCAUACAGGCAACUGAACAGACAGAUCUCCAAAUGCAUGCGGCGAGACUUACGCAACUUUAAUUCUGCUCGUAUUAAAGAAGCGAUCGAGCGGAACCAGGGCUCCAAAGUCUUUGCCAGAGAUCUGUCUGCCAGAAAGAGCCAACUGUCAAAGCUGAAGACUGAGUGUGGCAACAUCGUUUCCGGGACACCUGAGAUUUUGAGUGAGAUUGAGAGGUUCUAUGGGCAGCUGUACACAUCAUCGUUGGAGCCACACGCAAGUGUGAGUAACGAUCCAAGAGCAAGUCUUAUCCGACACUAUUCCGAUGAUAUCCCGGACGUCAGUCUGAGCGAGAUUAGAAUGGCUCUCCACCACCUUAAAAACAGCAAGGCCCCGGGCGAGGAUGGAAUUACAGCGGAGCUUCUGAAAGCGGGUGAAAAACCGGUACUUGAAGUCCUUCGGAAGCUCUUCAAUUCCGUCCUCCAUGGUGGCACUACUCCGGAGGCGUGGAGCAGAAGCGCGGUGAUUUUGUUCUUUAAGAAAGGCGACAACGCUCUCUUGAAGAACUACAGACCGAUUUCCCUUCUGAGCCGCGUCUACAUGCUAUUUUCGAGAGUCAUUACGAAUCGUCUCGCACGCAGACUCGACGACUUCCAGCCUCCCGAACAAGCCGGUUUCCGAAAAGGCUUCAGUACUAUAGACCACAUACAUACCCUGCGGCAGAUUGUACAGAAGACCGAAGAGUACAAUCUGCCACUUUGCCUGGCCUAUGUGGACUAUGAGAAAGCCUUUGAUUCCGUCGAAAUUUGGGCGGUGCUACAGUCCCUUCAGCGGUGCCAAGUUGACUGUCGGUACAUCGAAGUGCUGAAGUGUUUGUACAGUAGGGCUACGAUGGCUAUCCGAGUACAGAACCAGAGUUCGAAACCUAUCCAACUGCAGAGAGGUGUAAGACAGGGUGAUGUUAUAUCCCCGAAACUCUUCACCGCUGCGUUGGAAGACGUUUUCAAGCUACUGGACUGGAAAGGAUACGGUAUUAACAUCAAUGGCGAGUACAUCACUCACCUUCGAUUUGCCGACGAUAUAGUCAUUAUGGCAGAAUCGCUGGAGGACCUAAGCAUUAUGCUCAAUGACCUCAAUAGUGCCUCCCAACGGAUAGGUCUUAAGAUGAACAUGGACAAAACAAAGAUCAUGUUUAAUGUCCAUGUCACACCUAUGCCGGUAGUUGUUGGGAGCACUAUGCUCGAAGUUGUUGACGAGUACGUUUACCUGGGACAAAUAGUCCGACUAGGUAAGUCCAACUUCGACCGAGAGGUCAAUCGACGGAUUCAACUCGGCUGGGCAGCGUUCGGGAAAUUACGACAUAUCUUUUCGUCAGGUAUACCUCAAUCUCUAAAAACUAGAUUGUACAACCAGUGCGUGUUGCCAGUGAUGACCUACGGAUCUGAGACGUGGUCCUUCACUGCUGGCCGUAUGAGGACGCUUAAGGUCGCUCAGCGAGCUAUGGAGAGGGCUAUGCUUGGAGUUUCUCUGCGUGAUAGACUCAGAAAUGAGGAUAUCCGCAGUAAAACCAGAGUGACCGACAUAGCCCAACGGAUUAACGACACCAUGCCUGUAGUAAUGAGCAAAGAUGAAUGGCACCGCAUCGUAGGGUGGACGGACACCGGUCGCGAUGACUCGGAGGCGUUACGGAGGAAAGAGUACAUUCGCUACCUGCAUGAGACCAGUCGUGCCAUGACCAAGACCUGGCCCAACUCCUUGGAGAACGUAAACAAGCGUAACGAGGAACUGAGGCGCGCGCGCAUUGAGGCGGCCGAAGAGGCGAACACCAACUUUUACAAGAAGUACGUGAAACGCAAGAAACGGGAGCAGCAGAGGCUUCUGCAGGACGCCAGGGAUAUUAUCUUCCAAAACAAAGACGCUUCCAAAAUGUUUUUGAGUGCAGUAAUCGAAAGUGAGACCCAGAAAGAGCGCGAGGAACAAAUCAAGUUCCUCCAGAAACUUCGUGGUCAGGCGGCUGAGCGGAAGAAGCAAGAGGACGAAGACAUCAUCCGCAAAGCCAAGGAAUGGAAUGAACUAUUGGAGAUUCGGAAACAGCGCCGUUUUGAAGCCAACAAGCAGCACCAGAAGGAAAUUAUAGACCAAGCCCGAGAGGUCGAGGAACGGAACAGGCGCGAGUAUGAAACGGAGCUAACCCAGCAGAAGAUGGACAAUAUUAAAGCUGAUGAGGAAAUGACGACUAUCAAGAAGUUCGAACAGGAAAUGAGGGAGACGGAGAAGUCGCGCAUGUUCGCGGAUAUGCAGCAGCGGAGAUGCGAGGCACAGAAGAGCCGAGAUGAACGUGCGGCGCGCGAACGUUUGGACGAGCGCCUCUUGCACGUGGUCGCAUGCACGAGCGAUCGCAUCGACGUCAUGCGUAAACGCACCGAACAGGAGAUUCAAAAGGAAAAGCUGCGAGUAUUAGAGCAAAUCAGCCAGAAGCUGGAGACAGGAGACGCGGCACGGCAGGCGAAGGAACAAGAGAUUUUGGAAAAGGCUGUUAAGGAAAGAGAAGCCAAUGCGGAGGCUCAGCAACAGGCGCAGGCGAAGAAGCAAGCGCAGUUGAGAGAGGAGCGCGUGGAAACGCACAAGGCACACCUGCAAGAGGAGGAGCGGCAGCUGCACGAGAUGCACACCAUGCGACAGUGGGAGCUCAUAAACAGAUUCAAAAAUGUUGAAAUAUAUGAGGACUACAUGGAGAAGCAACGUGUGGAAAAGGAUCGCAAAACAAAGGAAUAUAGGGAGGAACUCCUGAGGUUAUGGAGGGAGCGCGAGGAGCGCGAGGCUCGCGAGAAGCAGGCGUGGCAACGGUGGCACGGCGAGCUGGCCGAGCAGCGCGAGCGCCACGCAGUGUGCCGCGAGCUGGCGCACGGCGCCGCGCUGCUGCAGCACGCGCAGCGCCACGCGCGCCCCACGCACGCCCUGCGCCGCGCCCUCGAUCGGUACUGUAAGCAACACCGGUUGUAUGCGUUGCCGGAACUACCGCGGAGUCUGCAAGCGCACUUCCCGCACUACGCGCCGCGGGACCGCACGCACUGCGACCACGCCCCACCACUGGACGAACCCGCCGCUACAGCUCCGCACACACUUGCUCGCAAAAGGGACGGAUUGAAUCACAACGCCGAUAAUUCAGAUACUACUCUACUGGAAACACCCGAAGAAGAUUACAAGAGACAAGGCCCUGCAAAUGGACUGCAAAGGAAGAGUUCGCAAAGUGACGUAGUGCUUCCGCCCGUCACUGUGGCGCCCUGCGGAAACCCCGAACGCGGGAAAUGA
Molecule: messenger RNA, 3441 nt
Organism: Parnassius apollo (apollo)
Lineage: Eukaryota; Metazoa; Arthropoda; Insecta; Lepidoptera; Papilionidae
Source: the annotation of a GenBank genome assembly